Sitodiplosis mosellana (orange wheat blossom midge) is the source of this 8812-nucleotide messenger RNA. It is a transcript of the gene ldd, whose product is annotated as retinal-specific phospholipid-transporting ATPase ABCA4. Gene Ontology annotation, cellular component: intracellular membrane-bounded organelle; membrane. The transcript is spliced from 17 exons. NCBI's taxonomy places the organism in Eukaryota, Metazoa, Arthropoda, Insecta, Diptera, Cecidomyiidae. The coding region runs from base 2409 to 8486 and encodes 2025 amino acids. Gene Ontology annotation, molecular function: ATP hydrolysis activity; ABC-type transporter activity; lipid carrier activity. The record is from RefSeq and is a predicted model, not a curated record. Gene Ontology annotation, biological process: lipid transport; transmembrane transport.
CCAAAUGCGUAUCAAAAUGCACUCGGAACCACGAUCCGAUGGUUUUUGUUUGUUGUCAUUCACAUUCACUGCCGUUUCGUUAACACUUUGACGACAACGACGACGCAAACAAUCGAUCGAAACCAAUGAAAUCGCCUGCCAUUCAAACAAUUUUCGAUUAAGUUCAUUUUAACACAUACAAAAUACUUGAACGAUUUAUGACUCGAAAGUAUGCGCUCGUCAAAAUUCAAUCACAAUAAGACCCAUUCGCCUGUCGUGGUUAUUUACAUUCCAAUAAUAUAAAAGAAAUCUUUGUCGCUUUCGGUGAUCACGGCCUUUCUACCCGUAAUUUGACAAAUAAUCUCAUAGCAAACUUCAAACAAAACGCGUCAAUCGCUUCACCAAUAUUUAUUUUGCUUCAAAUAAACUUGAAUGAAAGAAGAAAAAACUCAUUCCGAGCACAACGGUCAAGACGGUGCUUAAAAUAUGCUGACAAAACGAAUAUUCAAUUCCUAGAAAAUGAAAACUACUUCACAGCAAAACGGCAACUCCAUGAAACUUCUACUUUUGUUUUUAAUAACUUUUUGUGUCACUUUCAUUCUAAUUUCAUUUCGUAAUAUUCCGAUGUCAUGUUUUUUGUUUUAUUUUUAAACAGAUUUUAUUUACUCACAUAAAAAUACCGUGCUUAUGGACGCUUACCGCUAACCGACCCAUUUUUCUGAAAAAAUUCGAAUCGAUUUCUUCCAAAGUAUGUGACAAAAUUAUUUGGAUAGUUUUAAAUCGUUGGAAAAUAAAUUGAAUUGGGUUUCAGUUCGGGGUUAUUUUUGUUUUGGAGUGCUAAUCAGAUUUGCCGACAGUCAUCACACUGUACUAUAAAUGUUUAUUGAGUCACGGAUAAACAAUUAAAAAAGCACAGAAGUGUUAAUGGGCGAUGGCAUUCGCGCACACUGUUAAUUGUGUGUUUUCUAUCUGCGCAAUUGCACAAUAAUAAUUAACUAUCACAAAAGAGAAUUUGCGUUGAGCAAUUUUUGGCAAAAUCUUUCAAUGUUUGAAAAAAAGUUUCAAAAAUGUGUUUUUUCAUUGUUUUGCCUUCAUUAGCCAUAUGACAAAAAUAUUUUAUGUAAAUUAAAGAUAAUCAUGUUACGUGAACAAUUCGAAACAUUGAAAUUUAACAUAUAAAAAUACAAGUCUUUGGACCCACUUGACAGCAUCGGAGUUAUUGAAAAAAAUCUCGUUUUCAAUUGAAUAAACCGUCGCGGAUGCUUUUCAGUUUGAUGAAAAAAAGAAUGAAUUUCUUGUGAAAUUCUUCAAGCAUGAACGGAGUUCGAUCGUUUCAGAAAAAAAGAUGAAUUCUGGUAAUUUGCAUAUUUAUUAUUUAUUUUUGCUGACUGGCUGGUUCUCGAAGUGUCAUGCAUUGUACUAAUACGUAUAAAGAAAGUGUUGUCACGGCAAAUGGGUUCUAUCACACGAACCGCAGAUGUAUUUUAGUCAAAAACAAUAUGUAAAUUUAAACCUGUUUGAUUAAAUGUUCAGAAAAUUCUCGCAAAACACAGAAAUGUAAAAUAAAUUUAGAAUUCUAUUUUUUCCGUUUAACAGCUCAACACACGAAACAGAUACCAAAAAUUUCAUUUGCCACCAUAAAAUCAUUCGCGAUUGCUUAUCACUCACAAUGACGAGCUCAUAAUCUCAUCAACUUAUCAUUACGUGUAUAUAUACCUAAAUAUAUAGAAACGAUUCCAAAUGCGUUUAUUUUUAUCUAGAAUCUUUACCAUAUUUGCUCAUCAUACUUGAAUUGCGAAUGAAAAAAAUAACUAUAAUGAUAUUGAUCAAGAACCGACGUUGCAUCUCUUCAUCAUCACGUUUUUUUCCUCUCUUUUUCUCACUCUUAAGUGUUUACAUGGGAACUUACCGAGAACUUUGAACCAGAUAAAAAAAAACCUAACAAUUUGCCCACUAGUGAAACAGUUUCAAUAAACACUGAAUAAACUACACACUGUGAUAUUUAUUUCUUUAAUGUUUUGGAAAAAAAAUCAAAGCAACAAACAAGGUCAUAAAAAAUAACAUUCAUUUCAAAAUGACAACUCAUUUUUUUCUGGUUAGCCAGUUCGUGUAUUCAGUAUUAUUCCAAGCGAGUUAAAGAAAACAGUGUUUGAGCUUAGAAGAGAAUCAGUGAAACCAACAGACAAAAUGCCAAAGAGCGUAUGAUAAUAAAUUGGAUAAACGAGAAAUAUAUAGGAAAAUGAAAUUAAGAAUUUGAAGUUCUAGUCUAAUGGAUCCAAGAUUAGAUAGGAAUCAGACUCAGGAAAGACACCGCCAACAAAACAUAAACAAAAAAUAUGCUGAUUGAAAGCAGUGCACAAUUUCGAUAAACAAUUUGACGUCGUAAAAUUUAUAGCAAUACUUAGAAAAACGAAUUCGACACAAUAAAAAUGGGAACCAGGUCGCAAUUCGACAAAUGGGUCAACACACCUCAAAUCAAGGCGCUGCUUUGGAAAGAUGUGCUCAUCAAAAAACGGCAACCGUGGCUAACCGCAGUUCAGUUCCUCUGGCCUUGCCUGAUAUUUCUAACCAUUUACAUGCUUCGGCUGAAAUUCAGCGCUUAUGACGUUGAUGAAUGCCAAUUUCCUACACGAGAACUGCCCGCACCAAAGAGCAUCUUGCCCUUUUUCCAGUCCUACAUUUGUUCCAUUGAAAAUGAAUGUUCCAGCACGAAAAAUUAUUCGGAAAUUUCCGAGUUUGACAAUGCACCUAUCACUCCAAUAGUGAAUAUAGUUCAAGCGUUCCUAAAUGAAGAUAAACUGUACCAUGCGAUCGUUGAUCUGCCGACCAGCGGAAAUUUCCUUGGUUCAAUCACGACCAUUGCAACGCAUCCUAGUUUCAAAGUCCUUGAAGACAAUGUUUCGAAACUCACGGCGUCUCUAGGUUUGAAUGGCUCGCCAAUCGAUAGCAGUUUUGAUAUUCAUCAAUUGUGGUCGGACGAUAUGACUUUCGCGAAAUCGGGCUUCCUUUUCUGCGGCAAACCAUUUCCACGUAGCAAUAAUAUUCGGUUUGUCGAUAGACUUUUUUACCAACAAGACUUUAACGGCGCUAACAAAGAGGAGUUGGAUGUCAUGCCAACGCAAUAUUGUAAGCAGUUGUACUUGGAUGUCACGAAUACGAACAAUGGAAAAAUUACGUGGAAUUACAUCAAACCAAUUAUCCAAGGCAAGUUUUUGUACGGACCAGCCAAUUCACAAACCGAUAAACUCGUACAAAAUGCAAACGACACUUUUUUGGCAAUGAAUCGCUUGAAAGACCUGGUAAAAGGGCUUGAUUUGAUUAUAAAACAAUUGCGAGUUGAGGGUCAAUUCCAGCGAAAGUUCAUGAACAUCGUUCAGUUGGCAAAAUCACCAUUUGUCCAAUUAUUGUUGGCCAAUUUCAAUGUUGACCCAAAAAUUCUGGACACAGUUUUCAAUGGACUACUUCACGAUAAGCAAGUGUCCGAUAUCAUUGAAACGGUAGCGAAUAUAUUCGAGUGUUUCUCUGUCGAUCGAUUCGUUGGAGUUGAUUCGGAGAAAGAAAUGGAAGACAUGGCGAUAAAAUUAAACGACAAGAAACUAUUCUACGCUGGUAUUUUCUUUGGCAAUGAUGGAUAUGACAAAGACAAGGAAUUUGCAUACAAGCUUCGAAUGGACGUUGACAAUACACCAAUCACGUUGGAAAAUCGUAAUCGAUUCUGGUUCCCCGGGCCAAAUGGCAACUUUGAAUUAGAAAUGAGAUACCACAGAGGUUUCAUUCAAAUCCAGCACAUAAUCGAUCAGGCGAUAAUAAAAACGGUGGUGGAAGCAGAAAAUGAAAUACGUGAACAGAAUUGGUUGCAAACAAGUACAACUACAACGACGACCGAAGCAUCUACAACGGACGAUUCUUUCGAGAGUGAUUCGGACUCGGAAAACAAAAGCAGUGAAUCCCAUUCAAACUCAAAUGAUACGGUAGAAAAUGAAAAUACAACCAUAUCCACCGAGAAAAAUGAGACUGAGGAAGCGCAAACUACAGAUGCUCCAAAUGAAAUCGUGCAGAACAGUGAUGCUCCAAAGACUUUAAAUGGAAUAAUAACUGAAGAAGAAACACAAACCGACGCAUCAGGCGCAUCGGUAGAAACAACGACACCAGCAACAGAAACACCAGCCGCCGAAGAAAAACUAGUUCGCAAAAAGCGUCAGCUCGACAUUUUCAGCAGCAUUCUCGGCGGUUCAACGGCCGAAGAAAAGCCGAAAUUCGAAGGUGGCAUCAAUUAUGGCGAUAUGCACACUUACACAAAACAAUUUCCGUAUCCAAAAUAUCGUCGUGAUAAUUUCCUCACCGGUCUGUAUUUGGCGCAAUGCAUUCAAUUGCUGUUCUUCUUUGCGCUUAUUGUGCAAGUUUCGAAUGCAGUCCGUAAUCGCAUUUGGAUGAGAGAGAGCGGAAAUAGCACGUUAAUGAGAAUAAUGGGCUUGAAAAAAUCAUCCGAGAACAUUGCAUGGAUUGUUUCCACGUUCAUUGAUUUUGCGAUCACAUUCUUGAUAUGCGAAAUUAUUCUAUUCAGCGGCGGAGCAAUGCAAACGACUAGCAGAGCCCUUUUGUAUCUAUUCUUAUUGCUUUUUGGCGGUUGUGUCAUUUCUUUCUGCUACAUGGUGUCGACGUUCUUCACAUCGGCUAGCAUUGGAUCGGUCUCGACUGUGAUAUUAUUCCUAAUGACAUACAUGCCUUAUAUUCUGAUCAUAUCUCUCGGUGCAAUUCUGAGCAUGUGCUACCAAUUUCUUGCUAGUUUGUCAUUUGCGACUGCUUUUUGUUAUGCUUGGCGGUAUAUUAUGCGAUUGGAACUGCAACAACGCCCGCUAACGUUUGCCAAUGCAUUCGAUGAAUCAUUUGAAUCGAAUGAAUUCAAAUUUGGCCUUGUGAUGAUUUGCGUUGAUCUCAUUUUGUAUGCAGUUAUCGGUUACUUAUACGAGCGCUUCACCAACGACGAGUUCCAGUUUCAUGAAAUUGAGAAAAAAGACAUGGACUUGGGUAUCGGAGGGGCGAUUCAAAAUUGCACUAAGAAGUAUGCAGGUAGUGAAAAUACGGCGCUUGACAAUGUAUCGAUAGUUUUUCGACGAGAUUUCAUCACAUGUUUACUUGGCCGUAAUGGAGCUGGAAAAAGUACGAUCAUCAAACUGUUGACUGGACAAAUUGCGCCGACAAGUGGUCACGUGUACUGGCCACAAAGUUUCGAUCGAAUCACGGCACACGAUCUCGACGAACGCGUUGGACUAUGUCCACAGAACAAUAUUUUAAUUCCGAAUUUAACGGCGAAAGAGCAUUUGGAGCUGUAUGUCAGUAUCAAAAUGAACGGAAAUGACGGUAGACGAGAAGUGAAUCGCGUGAUGAAAGAUCUUCAGUUCGGUAAACACGAAAAUUACUACUCGCAACAUCUGUCUGGCGGUUUUAAGCGUCGACUUAACGUGGCCAUCGCUUUUAUUUGUUCACCAAAUCUGGUGAUUUUGGACGAACCGUGCAGCGGUGUCGAUAUGAAAGCGCGUAAAAAUAUAUGGGAUUUAAUUUCAGUUCUUCGCAAAGGUCGAGCAGUAGCUUUGGCCACACAUUAUUUGGACGAGGCCGAACAUUUGAGCGAUAGCAUCUUAAUCAUGAAUGAGGGUAAAUGUGUCGCUGAAUACAAUCCCGAUUCGUUAAAAGAUCAAUUCACACGUACAUUCGAGCUUCAUGUGAACUUUGAAAAUGUGGAUAAUUCAAAGGCAACGGAAUUCAUUAAUGCGUUGCUUCAGGAGCACGCUCCCGGAUCGAAGCUGGUCACAAUUUCAACCGAGUCGCUCUUGGUCAAGCUCCCAUAUCGAUCUGAAUCCAGCCAAAUGAUGAACUAUUCACCGUUGAUCAAUAGCAUCGAAGAAAUGGCGAAACAGCAGCAAAUCAAGAGUUUCCGCGUUGUAAGCAGUAAUUUGGAGAAUGUGUUUAAUGAUCUAGUAGUUACAAAGAAAUCCGAAUCGAACGGUCAUACUCACGCCGGCAGUGAUGUCAAUAAGAAAACGGAUAAAGUUAGCCCCAUUGUACAACAAGAAAAACUGCCUGAGUUCGAAGUUAUCAAAAGAUUGCUGAAGAAGCGUUUCUUGCAUUUUAAGCGAAACUAUCGAUUGAUUUUGUGCAUGUUGAUCUUGCCAACACUGUUUGAAAUCAUUGCCAUGGGCUUCAUGAUACUGCGUCCACCCGGCGAACAUGAUAUCGAUUUGCAAUUCUCGCGAAAGCUCUAUUCAAACAGUACCGACGUGUAUAGCAUUGAAAAUGGAGACAUUUGGCAAAAUGAAACAUACAAAGAACUGUCGACUUACUGUGCAGCAAAUGGCGAUGAAUUCGGCAAUAUUUGUAGAUCAUUUGAAUCUUCUGAAAACCUUUUUCGGUGGGUUUUGAACACAACACACGAGUAUCCGACCAGCCGCUACGGAGGAGUGUCGGUAAAUGGAUCACGAGCGGCCGUUUGGUAUAACAACAAUGGCUAUCAUUCAAUGCCGGUAUUCUUGAAUGAACUGAACACGGCAUACUUCAGAAGUCUGAUGAACGACACGGGCUUCAAAAUCACAACCAACAACUAUCCACUGAAAUUGGAUGAUAAGGAACUCAGUCAAUCCUCAAUUCUUCAACAAGUGGCUGACGCAGGUAUUUCGAUUAUUUUGCUGGUGGCAUUCAGUUUGGUGGUUGCCGGUGCAUCGAUCUAUAUCGUAAAUGAGAGACUGAACGGAGAGAAAUUGCAGCAAAAAUUGUGCGGCGUGUCAUUCAAAACGUAUUGGGGCGUUUCAUUUGCAUGGGAUUUCGCAAUAUACCUUAUUGCCCUUAUUUUAGCUGUCAUUGUCUUCAAAAUCUUCAACAUUCCGGCUUAUACAGCAAAAGACAAUUUGUAUGGCAUUGUUUUGUUGCUCGCUCUAUUUGGUUUUGCUGGCAUUCAAAUGGUUCAUGUGUGCGAGAAGCUAUUUACCGAUGCCAGCUUGGCCAAUAUGUACAUUUUGUGCAUGAAUAUUUUGAUUGCCAUGUCAACAAUUGCUACCAUCAUUUUGAUCGAUUUAUUGGGCGAGAGUGAAUGGAGUGCUCAUUUGCGUGAAUUUUUGAAUCGAGCCUUUUUGAUUCUGCCACAACAUGCUCUGGCCGAUGGUUUGAUGGAGAUUUGCAAAAAUCACGUCAUUUCGGAAGUUUUUACGCGCUACUACAUCGACACCUACAAAUCGCCAAUCAGUACCACUUUAAUUUUGCCACAUUACUUCGCCCUGAUCAUCCUUGGCAUUGUAUUCUGGGUGACAAACUACAUCAUCGAAAGUGGCAUGUGGAGAUCCUAUCUGAAGUCGUCAAAAAAUAAGAGAAACGACACCAAUUUGGAAUCAAUUGUCACAUCAAAUGGAACCGUUCCCAAUGGUGAUACCAAGCAUGCAUUCUUCAGCGAAGCUGAAAGUCCUACCGAAAUUGCAUUGAAGGCAGAUUCUCUUUGCAAAACCUACGAUGGAAACCAUGAAGCAGUGAAAGAUGUUACAUUCAGCGUUAAAACAGGAGAGUGUUUCGGUCUAUUGGGAAGCAAUGGUGCGGGCAAGUCGACGAUAUUUUCGAUGUUAUCAGGUGAAUUACAACCAACUUCGGGAACGGUUAGCAUUUUGAAUCGUGAUGAUGGAAUAUCGUAUUGUCCACAGUCAAAUGCACUCGAUAGCUUGCUAACUGUUGAAGAAAUCAUUGAUUUUUAUGGACAAUUGAGACGAAUCAGAAAUAUUGAAGAGGUAUCCGAACACACAUUGAAGUUCUUCCAUUUGGUUCCAUAUCGCAAUGUGUUGGUCAAAAAUCUUAGUGGCGGAAAUCGUCGAAAGCUCAGUGUAGCAGUCACCUGUUUUGGAUCAUCGACAAACGUGCUGAUGGAUGAACCGACCAGCGACAUGGAUCCGGUUACACGGGCAAUUGUUUAUGCGUCAAUCAAUCGAAUUUUGCUUGAAAAUCGUUCGGUUAUCCUAACGUCGCACACAAUCACAGAAAUCGAUCGAGUCUGUGAUCGGAUCGGUAUUAUGCGUCAAGGCAAAAUGAUUGUCACCGCACCACCGCAGCAACUGAAGAUGAUGUAUGGCAAUCGAUAUGUCAUCACUGUCUACUACGACCAAAUUGAAGCCUUGACUAUUGAGCGGGAUAUCAAAAAGGCGAUAUCAAAUAUCGAGAGUUUGAUAGUGCAUAGUCACUGUUUGCAAUUUAGAAUAAAGAUCCGUAAUCCACGUAGCCAAAGUAGCAGCUACGCAAAUGGCACUGUAAAUAAUAACAAUAAUGAAACACAAGUUUCGGAGGCUGUGAUCGACGAUGGAAUGGUCUUAAGUGAUUUAUUUAAUAAGUUGUAUAAUUUAACUGUGGGUCGAGGAAUUACUUACACAAUCACAGAAUGUUUACUGGAUCAAGCAUUUGAACGCGUUUUAAUGUUAGAUGCAGACACAACACAUUCCUAUUGCAAUUCAGCAUACACAUCGGAAACACCAACAUAACCAUACCAGCCAGCAUACAACCGUAUUACCUUUAAUUUCACAAUAUAUAUUUUUUUUCCUUUCGAUAUUAAUGACGUCAAACGUUUUACUAUGUACAAAUUUUGUUUUUAACGAUAGACAAAUGGAAACUGUUUCAAUUAAUGAAGACAUUUAAAACUAGAUUUCACGACUGUAUUUUAGCUGGGUUUAUUUUUGACACUCAUUUGAGUUAUAUAUAUUGCAUACGUAUUUGUGCCUACUUUGUUGGGACGACAUUAAAUGUGAAUGUGCUUUGUAGUCUAAGUAAUCGACGUGUAAACCAAUAAAUCAACUUAAGUAUAAUUAAA